AUGACAAGCAAGAGCAAGUCGAUCACCGUCGCCCCCAUCCCUUCUACUUCCUACAACUUUUACAUCCACCUCGACGGGCACUCGCUCUCGUACAACUGCGAACGACGCACCGCCGAUCGAUGGAACUACACAUUGGCCACGGACAAGAAGGCCGCCACUCGUCCGUCUUCGUUCGACACCGACCAGAUGAUGUCGAAGGAGUGCAACCAAUUCAAGACGAAGUCGUACGCCAGCACCCACCGUGGCUUCGACCGCGGGCAUCUGGUGGCCAGUUCCAUGAUGACGGACAGCCCCGAGCAACGCCGCGGGUCUCACUAUAUGACCAACAUCGCUCCCCAACGAAUCUACACGUGGGGGGGUAUCUUGUACACGGACGACUCGAACGAUUACUUCCUGGACAGCCACGGCAUCCGCACGCCCGACUUUUGGUGGAAAGUGGUGCUCACCAAGGACGACAGCGGCGCCGACAAGAUCAUUUCGUGGUUCUUCCCCAACCAGGAGAACUUGGGGUCAUUGGACUCGUUACUUGCUUCGUUGGACUUGCUCAACAAUGACAAGCAAGAGGUCCUAGAAGCAGCCAACAAUGCUAGUGGACAACCCACUAUCACCACCAGCAAGUCGAUCACCGUCGCCCCCAUCGCUUCUACUUCCUACAACUUUUACAUCCACCUCGACGGGCACUCGCUCUCGUACAACUGCGAACGACGCACCGCCGAUCGAUGGAACUACACAUUGGCCACGGACAAGAAGGCCGCCACUCGUCCGUCUUCGUUCGACACCGACCAGAUGAUGUCGAAGGAGUGCAACCAAUUCAAGACGAAGUCGUACGCCAGCACCCACCGUGGCUUCGACCGCGGGCAUCUGGUGGCCAGUUCCAUGAUGACGGACAGCCCCGAGCAACGCCGCGGGUCUCACUAUAUGACCAACAUCGCUCCCCAACGAAUCUACACGUGGGGGGGUAUCUUGUACACGGACGACUCGAACGAUUACUUCCUGGACAGCCACGGCAUCCGCACGCCCGACUUUUGGUGGAAAGUGGUGCUCACCAAGGACGACAGCGGCGCCGACAAGAUCAUUUCGUGGUUCUUCCCCAACCAGGAGAACUUGGGGUCAUUGGACUCGUUACUUGGUGUCUGUGGCCGACAUCGAAGCCCGCUUGACCGAUGGCUUGGGGGCCAUUCCAGUGCCGACGUCCCUCAAAGGACUCAAGGUAUCGACCAGCUGACCCAAGCCGGCUGA
This is a messenger RNA of Aphanomyces astaci, 1239 nucleotides long. RefSeq lists its product as hypothetical. NCBI's taxonomy places the organism in Eukaryota, Oomycota, Saprolegniomycetes, Saprolegniales, Verrucalvaceae. The transcript is spliced from 5 exons. Bases 1 to 1239 code for a protein of 412 amino acids. Gene Ontology annotation, molecular function: endonuclease activity; metal ion binding; nucleic acid binding. The record is from RefSeq and is a predicted model, not a curated record.